CUGUUACGUACUUGCUUAUCUUUUGAGAUUAGCAUUCUUGAUGAGUAUAUAGUAGUGUAAGAAAUAUAGCUGCGACAGUCACCCAGAUAAUGUUUGAUUUUCAUUUGAGUAUUAUAAUAACGAUUUAAUGCCUUAUUAAUCACUGACUAAUAAUUGAUAUCCCGCAGGCGUAAUUAGAAAGGCAUUUGUUCUCUUAUACGCGUGAUCAUGUAACUUUGAAUGCUGCCGUACUUGUCGGGUCCUUGCAAUCAAUUCUAUAGAAGAUUGAGGUAUUGCGCAAAUGUUCGUUUCAUCAGUGAGGAACUUUGGGGCCACGUCAUAUCAAAAGAGUACACAAACCUGGCCGGUCCGGCUCUUACCCUCACAAUAAUAGUCGAUAGGCCGGAGAUGCGCUUUUAAACUGCUGGCUUUGAUGGGAAGCAAUUUCAUUUGCUUACCUGCGUGUAAUAAUGUGAAGGUCUGCGCAAGCCGAACGUGCAGGAAAUUAUGAAGCAAGAAAAUUGACCAUUAUUGAUUUAUUAACUAUCAUUUGUUAUAGUUUCAAUCUGCCUGUGUCCUAAGGGAAAAACGAAUAAUUAUACUAUCAUUGAUAGCUGCCAAUAUCAGCGGAUCUCUACAUUAUGGAGAAGUUAAUGCCGUUAGUGACAAAUACUGCGAUGGCAGUUCUGUGUUAUGUGUACACGAAGCAAGCAAUUAAAACAUUUGCGCCGAUGUUCGUUGAACGGGGUUUAUUCGGAAUCGACCUUUGUAAAUCUUCAGGAGAUAAAAUAGCCGAGUCUCUUGGUGUUAUAUCGGCAACAUGUUUUCUUGUACAGGUGUUUCUCUUCAUUCCGAUCCCAUUCUUAGCAUCUUCGAUAGAUGGCAUCUUUGCCUACGAUCGGCUCGUGGAGAUUCUUGCCGCCCUCCUCUCAAUCUGCUGCAUGAUUUUGCUAGGAUUUGCUGACGAUGUCCUUGAUCUCAAAUGGAGAGAUAAACUCGUCUUACCGACUCUUGGAAGUCUUCCUCUACUUAUGGUAUACUAUGUUAAUUUUAAUGUAACCACUGUCAUCGUGCCCAAGCCGUUGCGCUUUCUUAUCGGAGGCACUCUCUACCUUGGACCCCUAUAUUAUGUUUAUAUGGGGAUGUUGGCCGUAUUCUGUACAAAUGCAAUCAAUAUUCUCGCCGGAGUCAAUGGACUUGAGGUGGGCCAGUCAUUGGUGAUUGCCGGCUCGAUUAUGAUCUUUAAUGUGGUGGAAUUAUUCGGUCGCGGUGAGACUGGCCACCUACUGAGCUUGUACCUGAUGCCUGCUUUCUUUGCCACCUCAUUCGCUCUUUACAAGUUUAACAAAUAUCCUUCAAAGGUAUUUGUAGGGGAUACGUUCUGUUACUUCGCUGGAAUGACGUUCGCGUGUGCGGCCAUCCUUGGCCACUUCUCGAAAGCCAUGUUGCUCUUCUUUGUUCCACAGAUAAUCAAUUUCCUCUACUCGACACCGCAACUCUUCAAGCUCAUCCCAUGCCCAAGACACCGACUACCGGCAUAUAGCAAGGAAACAGGUCUUCUCUCACCGUCGACAGUGACAUUUCGUGAAGAUUCGCUUUCGCGUCUCGGGCGGAGGAUUCUCCGAGUCUUUAAGACUCUUAAAAUUGUGCAGAUCAGAUCGGUAGCCCAUGCCGAUUCCACUACAUUCGAGAUGAACAAUCUAACUAUUAUUAAUUGGGCUCUUGCUUUUAUAGAUCCGAUGAAUGAAGGCGAGCUAGUUCGACUUCUACUAAAAUUUCAAAUAGCUUGCAAUACGAUAGCGUUUAUAUUAUAUUAUGCACUGGGCCAUAUGCUCUUUUGAGCUGCCUCACCAUCUUUUGCUGCAUCGAAAAAUAGUGAUAGGGAAAGCAGUGCUCUGUAGAAGUAAUGCUGCGGCCAUCACCUGUUACAGUCGAUAGUACUAUCUGAAAGUAUUACAUGUUCUUUUGUAAAUUUAUAGCAUAACAACUCUUAGUUGGAGUAAGUACCUGUGUGUUAUCCCUGAGAGUCAUACGAUGGUGAAAAUGGAGGUGAGGUAAUGAAAACGCGCCUGUUCAAUAGAAUAACGAGGAACCUGAUUUUUGCGGUAGGUUAAAAACCUGUAGAUCUGAAAAGCUGUAUAUCCGAAAGUCAAAUGGGAUGUGUGAAUAUGUGAAUGUAUUAUGUAGCAACCAUGUUGUUAACCAAAUUUAUUGGAUAAGAGUAGUUAGAUUAUCGUGACAAGUUAAUAAGACUUUGAGAUGUUAUUAUGCAUUGUUCAUUGCGCCCGUACUUAUUAAGUAUAAAUUAAUAAACGGAGAACUUUCCAACAAGAACGUUGGAUGUCCACA
This is a messenger RNA of Varroa destructor (honeybee mite), 2328 nucleotides long. It is a transcript of the gene Alg7, whose product is annotated as Alg7 dolichyl-phosphate N-acetylglucosaminephosphotransferase. Lineage: Eukaryota; Metazoa; Arthropoda; Arachnida; Mesostigmata; Varroidae. The record is from RefSeq and is a predicted model, not a curated record. Gene Ontology annotation, biological process: dolichol-linked oligosaccharide biosynthetic process. Gene Ontology annotation, molecular function: UDP-N-acetylglucosamine-dolichyl-phosphate N-acetylglucosaminephosphotransferase activity. Gene Ontology annotation, cellular component: membrane.